This is a messenger RNA of Vombatus ursinus (common wombat), 1806 nucleotides long. Its product is annotated as endogenous retrovirus group S71 member 1 Env polyprotein-like. The transcript has a single exon. Lineage: Eukaryota; Metazoa; Chordata; Mammalia; Diprotodontia; Vombatidae. The record is from RefSeq and is a predicted model, not a curated record. The coding region runs from base 1 to 1806 and encodes 601 amino acids.
AUGACUUUGGGUGACCCCUAUAGCCCUACCCUAUCCAGGUGGAUUCUCUCCCGAACUAAUGAUGGGACCACCGUCCAAGCUCUCACCAGUUACGGAGCCCCCACUUUCAGGUUUGACCUUUGUACCCUCUUGGGAUCAGGAUGGAAUCAAAACUGGGCUAUACGGGACCCUAUCACUGGGGGAAGGGGAUACUGCCCCACUAUUCCCAUUCCCACCACUCAAACCACACCCGGGGCAGGGGAAGUGAGGAUCAGAAGUAUUGAAUUCUAUGCUUGUCCGGCCACGGGGAAUCCUUCCUGUCAGGGUAGUAGUCACUUUCAUUGUGCAGAAUGGGGUUGUGAGACUGUGGCCGGGUGGAUUCCUAGGGGCGGCCGGGACCCCCUAAUCACCCUGGAGAGACAAAGCCCUCUCCCCGCCUCCUGCGGGCCUGGGAAAUGUAACCCUAUGAUCCUAACAGUCAAGCAGGACACUGAUGACUCUUGGAAUCUCGGGCAUUCUUGGGGUUUAAGGUUAUACAUGACUGGGUGGGAUAAUGGGGUCCUCUUUACCAUUCAGAAAAUCGCAGUUCCCGCCCGUACACUCCCAAUAGGUCCGAAUCCCAUCCUUAACCCACAAGCCAUGUUGACUCUCGCCCCACCAUCUGUUAGGGACCUGGUACCAGAGGCUCCCGAAAAUCCAGGGACCCCCACUAACCUAGGUUCCCCCAUUUUUGACACACUCUCUGCUGUCCACUCAUUCCUAAAUUUGUCUGAUCCAAACAUAACCACCUCCUGUUGGCUGUGUCUGAAUCCAGCCCCCCCCUAUUUCGUAGGAAUUGCUAUCGAACUUAACAUCACCUCUGUGGGAAAGUUGUCUUUAAGUAAGUCCAAACGACCCUCUGCCAUACCUGCCCACUGUAACCCAGACAAGCCUAGACUUACCCUAGACGAUGUCCAGGGCAAAGGGAUGUGUUUGCUCGGGCCUGACUACCCGCUGCGGUCCUCCCCGUUCAACGCUACGUGCACUUCAGCCAUUCUUAUUUCCCCCACAUCCAAAAGCUCUGACCUCCUGUUAACCGCCCCACCUGGAGUAUGGUUCGCUUGUACCAGAGGACUCACAACCUGCAUACAGGGCAUUCAUUUCCUCAACCCGACCGAGCUCUGUGUAGUGGUGCAUGUCUUUCCUCAGGUAUAUGUCUACUCAGAGGAAGGGGCAGCUGAGCAUUUUGGCCUAACUCGCUCCAGGAAGGCUGCACCUAUCUUGGUUCCUAUAUUGGUGGGACUCGGAGUGGCCGGCUCCGCUGCUGUUGGGGCCUCAGCCCUGAUACAGGGAAAAGCCAACUAUGGUGCCUUGAGUGCACAGGUAGACAAGGACCUACGCUCCUUGGAAGAGCUAGUCUCACACCUUGAAACUUCUCUAGACUCCUUGGCUGAGGUGGUUCUCCAGAACCGCCGAGGCUUGGACCUACUGUUCCUCAAACAGGGAGGCUUAUGCAUGGCGUUGGGAGAAACCUGCUGUUUCUACGCCAAUCGGUCUGGAGUUAUUCGGGAGUCCUUGCAAGCCCUUAGGCAGCGGUUAGAUGAGAGGGACCGCGCACGGGCAACGGGGUCUUCUUGGUAUCAGACCCUGUAUAAUUGGUCCCCCUGGCUAACCACCCUAAUCUCCGGAAUGGUGGGCCCUCUGGCCCUUCUCCUCCUUGGGUUACUCGUGGCCCCUUGUUUCAUAAAAUGCAUCACCCGCUAUGUCCAGAAACGAGUGCAAGCACUCCAGUUGUUUGUCCUGCGUCAAUCCUAUGCUCCUCUGAACUCUAAUGAGUCCCCCGUCUGA